AUGGGGCAGCAUCGGCUUGAGGAUCUUGUAGAAACAACUGCUGAUCAGGUGCCCUCUGAUUUUUCUCAAGCAGCUGCACCUUACGUUCCAAUUCCGCUAACCAGUCUAACUCCUGCUUCUUCUUUCUCGAACGGCUUCUAUAACUCUCGACGCCGCCGCGACGCUGCUCUACGCGGCCCCUGCUCCGCGUCGUUGGCUGCUGCCCCAUCGAUUGGCCACGUCGACGGCCUCGGCGCCACCGAGUUGUUCGACCGCCUCCUUCCCACCAUGCCCUGGAACACCCUCAUCGACACCGUCAUGGGGGAGCUGCACGCGCGGGGCAAGACUCUCCACAACGUCGCCGAGGUGCUGAGGGCGGUGCCCAUCGACCCGCACGUCGUCGCCGCCAUCAAGGCCGCCUACGGCCUCGGCUGCGACCUCAGGGUCCUCUGCGACGCCAACCUCUUCUUCAUCGAGACCAUCCUCAACCACCACGGCCUCCGGGGCUACUUCUCCGAGAUCAACACCAACCCGAGCCACGUCGAUGCCGACGGCCGCCUCCGCAUCGCGCCGCACCACGACUACCACGCUGGCCCGCACGGCAGCGGCCUCGGCACCUGCCCGCCCAACAUGUGCAAGGGCCAGGUGCUCGACCGCACCCGUGUUGGCAUUUCAUCGAACACCCUGAGCGCGGUGGUGACGAAGACCCUGAGCGCGGCGGCCGGCCUUGGCAUAGGCGUCUGCUAG
This is a messenger RNA of Lolium perenne, 726 nucleotides long. Its product is annotated as inorganic pyrophosphatase 1-like. The record is from RefSeq and is a predicted model, not a curated record. Lineage: Eukaryota; Viridiplantae; Streptophyta; Magnoliopsida; Poales; Poaceae. Gene Ontology annotation, molecular function: phosphatase activity.